Messenger RNA from Talpa occidentalis (Iberian mole), 2265 nucleotides. It is a transcript of the gene PDK2, whose product is annotated as pyruvate dehydrogenase kinase 2. The record is from RefSeq and is a predicted model, not a curated record. Gene Ontology annotation, cellular component: mitochondrion. The transcript has 11 exons. Gene Ontology annotation, molecular function: pyruvate dehydrogenase (acetyl-transferring) kinase activity. The coding region runs from base 112 to 1335 and encodes 407 amino acids. Lineage: Eukaryota; Metazoa; Chordata; Mammalia; Eulipotyphla; Talpidae. Gene Ontology annotation, biological process: regulation of glucose metabolic process; protein phosphorylation.
GGGCCGGGAGGAGGCGGCCGAACCGCGUCGCUGGGCCGGCUGGGCCCUGCCGAGUGCGAGCGCCCCGGAGCCGAGCCGAGCCGAGCCGAGCCCAGCCCGCCCGCGGCCGCCAUGCGCUGGCUCCGCGCGCUGCUGAAGAACGCGUCCCUGGCAGGGGCGCCCAAGUACAUCGAGCACUUCAGCAAGUUCUCCCCGUCCCCGCUGUCCAUGAAGCAGUUUCUGGACUUCGGGUCCAGCAAUGCCUGUGAGAAGACCUCGUUCACCUUCCUCAGACAGGAGCUGCCAGUGCGCCUGGCUAACAUCAUGAAAGAGAUCAACCUGCUUCCAGAUCGGGUGCUGGGCACACCCUCAGUGCAACUGGUACAAAGCUGGUAUGUUCAGAGUCUCCUGGACAUCAUGCAGUUUCUGGACAAGGACCCCGAGGACCAUCGUACCCUGAGCCAGUUCACCGACGCACUGGUCAUCAUCCGGAACCGCCACAACGAUGUGGUGCCCACCAUGGCACAGGGCGUGCUGGAGUACAAGGACACCUACGGCGACGACCCCGUCUCCAACCAGAACAUUCAGUACUUCCUGGACCGCUUCUACCUCAGCCGCAUCUCCAUCCGCAUGCUCAUCAACCAGCACACCUUGAUCUUUGAUGGCAGCACCAACCCAGCCCACCCAAAACACAUCGGCAGCAUUGACCCCAACUGCAACGUCUCCGAUGUGGUGAAAGAUGCCUAUGACAUGGCCAAGCUCCUGUGCGACAAGUAUUACAUGGCCUCCCCUGACCUGGAGAUCCAGGAGGUCAAUGCAUCCGACACCAAACAGCCAAUCCACAUGGUCUACGUGCCCUCCCACCUCUAUCACAUGCUUUUUGAACUCUUCAAGAAUGCCAUGCGGGCGACAGUGGAAAGCCACGAGUCCAGCCUGGUCCUCCCACCUAUCAAGGUCAUGGUGGCCUUGGGGGAGGAAGAUCUGUCCAUCAAAAUGAGUGACCGAGGUGGGGGUGUUCCCUUGAGGAAGAUUGAGCGACUCUUCAGCUACAUGUACUCCACAGCACCCACGCCCCAGCCGGGCACUGGGGGAACCCCAUUGGCCGGCUUUGGCUAUGGGCUCCCCAUUUCCCGCCUGUAUGCCAAGUACUUCCAGGGGGACCUGCAGCUCUUCUCCAUGGAGGGCUUUGGGACCGACGCCGUCAUCUAUCUUAAGGCCCUGUCCACAGACUCGGUGGAGCGCCUGCCUGUCUACAACAAGUCUGCCUGGCGCCACUACCAGACCAUCCAGGAGGCAGGCGACUGGUGCGUGCCCAGCACGGAGCCCAAGAACACGUCCACAUACCGCGUCAGCUAGGGGCGUGCUGCUCCCAUGGGUGUGGACUGCUGUCUCCGGGACUGGUCACCACGGGGACCCUCCCCAGGGCAGGGGAGGCUCCCCCUGAUGACCAGCUUCUGUCUAGGGAAUCACUGCGGUGACUGGUCUGUCGUGGCCCCUAAGUGCCAAUCUCUGUCUCCACUGAGACUCCUAGGUGGUCUCCCUGGUGGCCAAUCUCUGUGGGCGAUGCCUGAGGAUUGGGGGUGUCUCCACCCUGAUGGGAUAUCCCAGAGAUGUUUCCAUGGCAGUCCUCCUCCUGAGGCCAGGGCUGCCACUUUUCCAGGGAUCCCAGGUCCCCCUCACUGCCCUUCACAGCCCAGGUUUUCCAAAUGGACACCCCUGCUUGCCUUAUUCCCCUGUCCCGCAUGGGCACCUGGCCCUGGACCGUGGUCAGUGUUAGGAAGGGCUGCGUAUCCUCAGGCCUGGGGUGGUGAGUGCGGAAGAGGUCGCACCCUGGGCCACCACGAGGACCUGGUCUGGUCCCACCACCUCUUCCUCCACUCUGAGCACUGAGGUCAAGGUGGAGAAGGGGGUGUUCUCACCCAGGGAUUCCCCCAUCAUGGAGGAACCUGGGGACACCAGAGGCUACUGCGCUGCUCGAAGCCCCACCCGAGGCCCCAGCAGUGUCUCUGCCGCCUCCCCUGCCCCGCAUGUCCUCACGUGCCCACCUCACCCACAUAGCCCUGCCUGAGUGCCAGCCCCGACUCCCACUGUGGCCCAACAUGCACCCGCCGGGGGACUGUCUUCUAGGAUGCCCUGUGUACAUAGCUAGUUUUAUAGCCCGGAACAACUCCUUGCCCCUAGCACACAGGGGACUAAAGUCGUGUGCUCCCCCAGUGGCUGUGACGUGCCGCCCAUAUCCACAGUAAAGACAUGGAAUGAGACUGUGGUCUGGCUGCUUUCCUGGGG